AUGUCUUAUAGUUCUGUUCAAGUCUCUUUAACUGUCCCCAUGUCUUAUAGUUCUGGGCAAGUCUCUCCAACUGUACCCAUAUCUUAUAGUUCUGGGCAAGUCUCUCCAACUGUACCCAUGCCUUAUAGUUCUGGGCAAGUCUCUCCAACUGUUCCCAUGUCCUAUAGUUCUGGGCAAGUCUCUCCAACUGUACCCAUGCCUUAUAGUUCUGGGCAAGUCUCUCCAACUGUACCCAUGUCCUAUAGUUCUGGGCAAGUCUCUCCAACUGUACCCAUGCCUUAUAGUUCUGGGCAAGUCUCUCCAACUGUACCCAUGCCUUAUAGUUCUGGGCAAGUCUCUCCAACUGUACCCAUGCCUUAUAGUUCUGGGCAAGUCUCUCCAACUGUACCCAUGCCUUAUAGUUCUGGGCAAGUCUCUCCAACUGUACCCUAUCCUUAUAGUUCUGGGCAAGUCUCUCCAACUGUUCCCAUGUCCUAUAGUUCUGGGCAAGUCUCUCCAACUGUACCCAUGCCUUAUAGUUCUGGGCAAGUCUCUCCAACUGUACCCAUGUCCUAUAGUUCUGGGCAAGUCUCUCCAACUGUACCCAUGCCUUAUAGUUCUGGGCAAGUCUCUCCAACUGUACCCAUGUCUUAUAGUUCUGGGCAUGUCUCUCCAACUGUUCCCAUGUCUUAUAGUUCUGGGCAAGUCUCUCCAACUGUACCCAUGCCUUAUAGUUCUGGGCAAGUCUCUCCAACUGUACCCAUGCCUUAUAGUUCUGGGCAAGUCUCUCCAACUGUACCCAUGCCUUAUAGUUCUGGGCAAGUCUCUCCAACUGUACCCAUGCCUUAUAGUUCUGGGCAAGUCUCUCCAACUGUACCCUAUCCUUAUAGUUCUGGGCAAGUCUCUCCAACUGUACCCAUGUCUUAUAGUUCUGGGCAUGUCUCUCCAACUGUUCCCAUGUCUUAUAGUUCUGGGCAAGUCUCUCCAACUGUACCCAUAUCUUAUAGUUCUGGGCAUGUCUCUCCAACUGUUCCCAUGUCCUAUAGUUCUGGGCAAGUCUCUCCAACUGUCCCCAUGUCUUAUAGUUCUGGGCAUGUCUCUCCAACUGUACCCACAUCUUAUAGUUCUGGGCAAGUCUCUCCAACUGUACCCAUGCCUUAUAGUUCUGGGCAAGUCUCUCCAACUGUUCCCAUGUCCUAUAGUUCUGGGCAAGUCUCUCCAACUGUAACCAUGCCUUAUAUUUCUGGGCAAGUCUCUCCAACUGUACCCAUGCCUUAUAGUUCUGGGCAAGUCUCUCCAACUGUUCCCAUGUCCUAUAGUUCUGGGCAAGUCUCUCCAACUGUACCCAUAUCUUAUAGCUCUGGGCAAGUCUCUCCAACUGUACCCAUGCCUUAUAGUUCUGGGCAAGUCUCUCCAACUGUUCCCAUGUCCUAUAGUUCUGGAAAUGCUCGCCCACCCAUGGAAAGAGUACAAGCUUAUAGUAGCAAUUCUUGUCACUCUCAUUUCAGUCUGGCCAAUAUGCACAGCAUCUAUGGUCUUCUGACACUGAGAAGACUACGCAGGCUCGGAUAUGUCAUCCGCAUGCCAGAUGAAAGAAUCCCUAAAGACAUUGAUAUGCUGAGCUUGCGGAGGGAGUAA
Messenger RNA from Biomphalaria glabrata, 1617 nucleotides. Its product is annotated as mucin-2-like. The transcript has 2 exons. NCBI's taxonomy places the organism in Eukaryota, Metazoa, Mollusca, Gastropoda, Planorbidae. Bases 1 to 1617 code for a protein of 538 amino acids. The record is from RefSeq and is a predicted model, not a curated record.